AUGCGACGCCUCGUGGGUCUUCUUGUCGCCUGCGCCGUCCCGAUCCUCGGGCAGCUGCGCUUCAUGCCCAUGGUGGAGCCCAUGUACGUCGCGCGGAAGCCACUGCAGUUCAUGCCCCAUUCGGCGGCGUCCACCUGCGCCUUGGUGAACCGCUGCGACCGGUACCGCUUCAUGCCCCGCCGGACGGCCGAGAUCCAGCCACGCCCAACGACGCAGCUGCCAACGGCGGCACCAACGACAGCGACGCCACGCACUAUGACACCGUCGCCGGCGACAACAGCCCCAGGUGCCACGCCGCCCAAUGCAACGACGAUAGAGCCAACAAGUCGCCCGCCGUUGACUGGCCACCCUGUUCCGUCCAGCGGCUUCGCGACGACUGCGCCAUUGUCGCCAGGCGCGACGCCUUCGUAUGAGAAUCGUACACCAAGUCCAUCGUCCGAGUCGACCAAGCGACCCCACGACGAUGCCAUCGACCGUCCCAACGGUUCGCCGCCACCAGGCCCCAUACCCAUGAAGCCGGCGACCGACUCGUCCUUGUCGUCGGGUGCGAUCGCUGGAAUUGCAGUUGGCGCCACCGUCUGCGUCCUCGGCGCGGCGGCGCUGCUCUUUGUCUGGAAGAAGAAGCGCGUGAACGCGGCCAAGCACCAGGAAAUCAUCGACGACCACACGACAGGCAGCGGCCAGUACUUUGCGCUCUUGUAG
Molecule: messenger RNA, 702 nt
Organism: Saprolegnia diclina VS20
Lineage: Eukaryota; Oomycota; Saprolegniomycetes; Saprolegniales; Saprolegniaceae
Exons: 1
Coding region: 1-702 (233 amino acids)
Source: RefSeq, a predicted model, not a curated record